AUGAUAGAUGUCAACAGCAAGGUAAAUAGUAAAUCAACCAUCUAUAAUGUGAGCCACAAAGUCGAAACCUACCUCCAAGAAACCAUUGGAGACAGCUUAAGUGGUAGAAAUGUAAUACAAACCAUAAAAACUAUAAAAACAAAGAUCAAAAAUGAUAAUUUAAUAGUCAGCAAAGCAGACAAAUGCAACUCUUUAGUAAUCUUGAAAGAGUGUGAAUACAAUCAAAAAGUGAAGGACUUUUUAGAUAACAAUGAAAUUGAGGAAUGCAAAAAGAACCCUGUCCCAACCCAAAAUAAUCAUUUUAGAAAACUAGUUGAUAGUUGUAAAGAACUUACUGAACACCCUAAAUUAUUGAUUGAGAUGAACCCUAGAAUCCCCGUCCUUAAGGGUUAUGUCAAAAUACAUAAAGCCUCAGAAUCUAUGGACAUUAGAGACGUACCCAUAAGACCAGUAGUCUCAACCAAAGGAUCAGUCACUUAUAAAUUAGAAAAAUUUUUAAUCUCACUGUUUAAGAAACACACCCAAUGGAAGGCAGAAUACUCAAUAAAAAAUUCAACAGAAUUAACAGAAAAGCUCAAGAAGGUACGCCUGCCUAACAAUGCAAAAUUAAUAUCCUUAGAUGUAGAGAACCUAUUCAAUAAUGUAGACGGGGGCACAGCCGUGCUACAAACUAAAAACAUCCUAGAGACACACUCAAAGUUUUCCAGAAAAGAAAUAUCAGAAUUCUGUAAACUCCUCCAGUAUACCACCACUAAUAACUAUUUUGAAUACAACCAAACAACCUUCAAACUGAAAGAAGGACUGCCUAUGGGAGCGCCCAUCUCCCCCCUGAUGGCUGAAGUAUUUAUGGAUGAUAUAGACCAUAAAAUAGUCAC
Molecule: messenger RNA, 875 nt
Organism: Bemisia tabaci
Lineage: Eukaryota; Metazoa; Arthropoda; Insecta; Hemiptera; Aleyrodidae
Source: RefSeq, a predicted model, not a curated record